AUGUUCCACAACUUGUCCAUUGUUCUGGAAGCCGGCUUCGGAACGGGGCGCGCCCGUCUUGAGGUUAUAUCUGGCCAGGAGAUCUUGGAGGUCCUUGGGCCUGAAAGCAUCUGUGAUCAUGCAACUGAUGGCCAGCCGUGCAUUCCGGCACUGUGGAUUGGCUCGCCGUGCAACGUCACCAAAGCUGAUGUCCAACGGUGGUUCUUGAGACCGCUGUCGCCAGGCAUUGUAUCCAUGGCAAUUUGGGAUCCAGACCUUCUGGGCGCACGGCCGCAACGCCUUGAGAUGGCUUUCCGUGCAGCCAAGCAGCUAGAUGUGGGGCUACUCGGUGAGGAGGCUCCAGCAGAUGGGGUGACCGUCCUUUUAGUGCAAGGGGCACGGAGGCAGCUGCAAGUGGACAUCCGAGACGCAGAGGGCGAGGCCUUGGAUAUGGUGAAUUGGGCAGCUCUGGGAUUGAAGAUAAAGAGCAGUGACCCAGGAGCUUUCGAGGUCCAGGAAAGCACCACAAGGUGCGGUGUCUUUGCCACACUCCUGGCAUUUAUCGGCUGUCGGAUCAUGACGCGAGCCUUUCCAAAGCUUGGGGCUGUGAUCAUUUAUCCUUUGUUGCCUGGGCCUAGGUUUGACAUCAUCUUGAAGGACAUCGUGGUCAUGCCUGGCCAAGCCUUUGAGCUCGUUUUCAAGGGAGGUCCUCCUCGAAGCGACGAUAGAACUUUCUUCCGCUUCGCAUCCAGUGCUCCGAGCAUCGCAAGCAUGGAUCAGGACGUUGGCCUCGUUAUUGCCUUGAGUCCCGGAACUGCGGAGCUCUCUGUGCAGCUUCUUGAGCGACACACAGGCCGCGAAAUUGCCCGUGCAGGACGCCUCAGCAUCUGUAGAUGA
Symbiodinium pilosum is the source of this 876-nucleotide messenger RNA. Lineage: Eukaryota; Dinophyceae; Suessiales; Symbiodiniaceae. The record is from the annotation of a GenBank genome assembly.